GGGGUGUCCAGUUGGCUUCAGCUCUGUCCAGUUCCCCUGGCGAGCGGCCCUCUGCCCUGCCCACCCCGCCAGCCAGAAGACCCCCCUGGAAGUGACCGUGUCCUGCCGGGUGAAGAGGGAAGGUGUCGAGGCCAGAUGCCUCGCUUGUGAGCAGGCAGUGCAGCCAGAGAGGGAGCAGCAGCCGACCAACCCGUGCUAUUUGCUGAGCGCUGAGCGAGCAAGUGAGUGAGUACUGAGGCCAAGACGUUCCUCCUCCGGGCAGCUCCCCGUGCCCGCAGCCGCCUCCAACACCGCCUGGUCAUGGCCAAGGCGGCCCCGCUGACGGUCCUGCUCCUGUGUUCGCUCCCCCUGGCCUUCCCCGAGCCCUCGGCCCCGUCCCCUCUCCCCGGGCCCGCCUCCCCCUCCUCUCUGCCCGCCACCCCCGAGCCCCCGGGCCCCGACUCCCUCCUCAUCAACGAGAUCAACGCGGACAACCCCGGGCAAGACAAGGCCGAGUUCGUGGAGCUGUGGCACCGCGGCGGCGGGCGCGUCUCGCUGGACGGCUAUUGCCUCGUCUUCUACGACGGCCACAAGCUGACGGCCUACCGGGCGCUGCCGCUGACCGGCCUGGCCACCGACGGGGCCGGCUUCUUCGUGGCCGGCUCGCCGGGGCUGCAGCCGCCCCCCGCCCUCCUGCUGCCCGCCGGGACCAUCCAGAACGGGCCGGACGCCAUCGCCCUGCACCGCGGGGGCCCGGCCUGCCGCGAGGGCCAGCCGGUCACCUCCCGGGGGCUGGUGGACGCCUGGGUCCACGCGUCGCGGCGGGAGAGGCGGCCGGAGGAGCUGCUGCGGCUGCUGACCCCCGGCCGGGAGCCCCUGCUGGAGGACGCGGCCUUCCACGCCGGGGACGAGUCCUUGGAGCGCUGCCCCGGCCCGGCCGGGGGCUGGACCGUCCAAGUGGCCGAGCCGUCCCCCGGCCGAGCGAACCCCUGCAUCCCGUACGCCCAGCUGAACCGCUCCGCCUUCUUGCUCAGCGAGGUGCUGCCGCCCGCCGACGGCGCGCCGGGCUUCGUGGAGCUGCAGGGGCCUCCGCUCGGCCCGCUCCGGGACACCGUGCUGGUGCUGCUGGACGGCCGCACCGGCUCCGUGGCCUCCUCCCUCAACCUCAGCGGCCUCAGCACCAACGCCCACGGCUUCUUCGUGCUGCGGACAGAUCAGAGACUCCCCGACGACCCCGGCCCCCUCCUCCUGGCCCCGGGCCCCGCAGCCGUCGCCCUGUACCGGGGAGAGGGGCAGGGGUUGGAGCCGGGCAAGCCCCCACCCUCUGCAGGCCUGCUGGACGCCCUGGUGUACGGUCCCGAGGGCACCGUGCCCGCUGCCCUGCUGGAGGCUCUGACGCCGGGGCGGCCGGCCUUGGCCACCCCCGGCCCCCCGCUCGCAGAGUCCGGCGCGGCGCUGGCCGUCUCUCUGAGCCGCUGUAGCUGCUGCUCCAUCUCCCGCGACUCCACGCUGUUCGCCCUGGGGAGCCCGACCCCCGACCUGCCCAACGACUGCCCCUCCCGCCGCUACAGCCUGCAGCUGGCCUUCUGCCUCCGCCCGUGCCCCGACUCCGACUGCUCGGCGUGGCUCAAGGAAGAAUCGGCGUUGAAGGUCGAACUGGCUGGGCGGUUGGAGGCCGAGUGCCACUGUGGUGUAACCGCUGUCUACCUCAAAGACUGGACUCUGAAGUGCCAGGGCCCGAAGCUGGCGGCCUCCGCGCUCCUGGUCGCCAGGUCCCCUGAGCAGCAGCGAAGCCUCGACUCGGCUUUGAGACGCGUCCUGGCUUCUCCGGAGCCGUGGUGGGCCGGGACCGACAGGAAUGCCACGCUCGUGUCCCCCUGUUCCUUGGAACCCUCUCCAGUCCCCGAGCUCCUGAUCAACGAGGUGAACGCGGACAGCCCGGGGGUGGACGAGGACGGCGAGUUCGUGGAGCUGUGGAGCCCGGCGGGCCCCCGGGCCCUGGACGGUUUCUGGCUGGUGCUGUACAACGGGCGGGACGGGCGGGUCUACCGCGCCCUGGACCUGCGGGGACGGCGCACGGACGCGGCCGGCCUGUUCCUGGUCGGCUCGGCUCGGCUGGGCCCCGGGCUGGCCCUGCCCCCGAGCUCGCUGCAGAACGGGGCCGACGCCGUGGCCUUGUUCCGGGGACCCCCGGGCGCCUUCAAGAAGGGGUCGCUGGUCACGGCGCGAGGCCUGCAGGACGCCCUGGUCUCCUCGGCCUGGCCCGGAGAGCGGGCCCAGCGCCUGCUGGACGUCCUGACCCCCGGGCAGGAGCUGCGGCUGGAGAAAGGCCCGGACCAGAGCCCCGGGGACCUGUCCCUGAGCCGCUGUCACAGCGUCCAGCCUCGCAGUCAGGCCAGCUUCCAGCUAACUCGGGUGACGCCUCUCUCGGAGAACGACUGCCCCCCACUCGUGACCUCCAGCCCCCCACUCGUGACCUCCAGCCCCCCACUCGUGGCCCCCAGCGCCUCUGGGCCCCCGGCCCCCGUGGUCAUCAGUGAGCUGAGCUCCGCUCCGUUUGUGGAGCUGUGGGGGACGCCCGGAGCCAGGGUGGAUGGGCUGGUCCUGGCGCUGCUGGGGCCAGAUGGCAUCGUGCGGGCCAGCCUCCCGCUGCGGGGCCUUGUCCGGACCCACGGCCUCUUCCUCGUCGCCCCCAAAGAAGGGAGACCCUCGCCAGACCAGCCGUGGCCGGGCUCGGCGCUCCUGAGCGGGUCCGGGGCACUGGCCGUAUACGACAGCCGCUUGGCCAGAGUGGCCGUGGGCCAGACGAGGCCUCGGGCUGGGCUCCUGGACGCGGUGGUGUUCGGGAGGGAGGCUGGAGCAGAACCCGGCCCGCUGACCCUCCUGGGGCCCACGCACUUCUUAGCCAGUGACAGAGAAAGCCUCUGGUCCCUGAGCCGCUGUUCCCCGCCCGGCCACGAUGCUCUGGCUUUUGCCUCUUCGGACCCCACUCCCGGCUCGGUCAACAGCUGCCCCACCCGGCUCUUCGCCCUCGCCCUGGACCUGUGUCUGCCGGCGCCCAACUGCUCGGCUGAGGCCCAGCCCUCCGCCCUGACCGUGACGGCCGCGCAGCGCGCUCUGGUGAACGCGGUUAACAGGAACUGCUCCUGCGGCAUCUCCGAGUUCUACCUGCAAGAGACCCACUUCUCGUGCUCGGCGGCCGCCCUGCGCGUCUCGGGUCGGCUGUGGGCCCGCUCCCCUGAGCAGCAGGUCCGAGUGUCCGGCUGGUAUACCCACCUCCCUGCCCAGCUCCCGCCUGACGGGGCCGCCAGCGCGGGCCCUGCCUGUGUGGCUCUGGGGGCCAAGACGGCUCCAAGCCGCGCCUCUCUCCGGGCCUGGGAGACGAGUCUCAUCGUUCUGGGGAGCCUGCUGAUCCUCGCGCUGCUGGGAGCCCUUUGUUACCUGCAGAGACGCCGCCCCGAGCCCUACAGCCACAUCGAGCUGACCGACCGUGAGCAGAUCAAGUCGGAUUUCUGAGUCCGGAGCCGGGCUUGGGCCCCGGACGGCCGUCCAGGCUGGAAAACGCCCCUGACUCUGUGCGAGACUCUCAGCAAACGGCUCUGCUGCCCCUGCCCCUGGGCCCACCCGUCUCCUUGCUCCCGCGGUCACUCGGGGGUGGAGGGCAGUGCCUGGGUGGGGGCUGUGGCUUCUCCCUCUGCCCCUGGAUCUCCCCUGCCCAGACUGGGGGUGGGGCUGGGGGGGA
Molecule: messenger RNA, 3721 nt
Organism: Tachyglossus aculeatus (Australian echidna)
Lineage: Eukaryota; Metazoa; Chordata; Mammalia; Monotremata; Tachyglossidae
Exons: 14
Coding region: 301-3495 (1064 amino acids)
Source: RefSeq, a predicted model, not a curated record